This is a messenger RNA of Penaeus monodon (black tiger shrimp), 1709 nucleotides long. RefSeq lists its product as uncharacterized. The coding region runs from base 524 to 1144 and encodes 206 amino acids. The transcript has 4 exons. The record is from RefSeq and is a predicted model, not a curated record. NCBI's taxonomy places the organism in Eukaryota, Metazoa, Arthropoda, Malacostraca, Decapoda, Penaeidae.
UAGCGAGAGGCAGGGAUGGGAGGGAGGGAGGAAUCCGAGGUUAUCGGGACAGUUGGCCGUUGGCUGGUUGUGGGAGGGAGCAGGUAUAUAAGGGCGGCCCCUCGACUCGCCUUCAGACGUUCGCCGACCACGCUCGCCAAAGGAACCGACGCCGCAGCACGCAGAACGAGACGAAAAGGGAAAACAAGAGGAGACUUGACAUAGAGAGAGAGAGAGAUAAAGAGAGAGAGAGAGAGAGGGAGAGGGGAAGAGACACUGGACGAGAGAGUGAGAUACAGCCUUUCGAUUUGAAUAAUAAUAACUAUAAUAUACGAGAUAAGGAGACGCGGAGCGAGAGAAAGAGUCUCGAAGGAAUCUGCCCCUCGAAACACCCCUACAAACCCGAGGGAAGAGAAAGACAGUGCUUCGAGGCGACCUCCCUCCCCUCCUCCCCUCCCGGACGCCCUCCUCCCCACCUCCCGUCGUCAGCCUCUCCGGCGUAAGGCUCCUGCUGCCUCCGGACCCGUCGCCGCCGCCGCCAGGAAUGGUGGCCUUCCACUUUGUUCUCCUCCCGUUCGUCCUCCAUGCCGUGUUCUGCCUCCCUGUUCUCUCAGACAGCGGCGCAGUGAGUCGCCGCGCGCGCUCGCUGCCUGACAUGGCGGCGGCGCCCGUGCUGGGUCGCCUCGCGAAGGCGGACGGGCCUCUGCUCGGCCAGUGGGACCUGAUGCUGCUGGGGGAGGAGCAGCCCUUCGCCGACGCCGCCGAGGGGGGCUCCGCGCCCGACUUCGCCUCGGCCUUCCGCAAGAGCUUCUCCGAGCUGCAGGCCGACCUGCGCCCCGCCGCCUCGAAGCGCAACGAAGGCAAAAUACCGACCAUGGGCCUCGGAGUCCUGUCCGACAUGAGGAAAUUCUUCAACGAGCUGAGGACCAACCUGGACAGCGUGGAGGAGGUGGCCGCCCUCAGCAAGGAACAGGGACUGCUGAAGAGCGGGAGGAUCGACCCUGCCGACUUCCUCGCUCUUAUCGCUAGACAUGGCGCGCGCCUGGGCAGUGCCAAGGCGGGCGGUCAGCAUCGGAACGCGGGAUCACACAACCACAUCCAGCAACUCAUGUUCGGCUCCACGGGCGGGGAUAAGCCCUACGCCCAUUCCGGCCUCGGGAAAUAGACCUGCCUGACGACUGCUGUUGCUGCUUCUGCUGCAACGACGACUACUGCUACCAUUACUCCUCCUGCUAUAGUUAUUAGUAGUGGUACUAACAUUACAACUGCUAAUAUUAUUGAUAUAACUACUACUGAUACGACUACUACUACUACUACUACUACUACUACUACUGCUACUGUUACUACUACUACUGCUGCUGCUACUUCUACAACUACUACCACAUUAAGUGAAGCCGUUACUGCAGCUGAUACUACUAAUACUACUAAUACUGCUGCAUCCACCACGAACAGCAACAGAUUCCCUGAAGAAAAACAAAGGUUGUCCAUUCUCUCUCUCUCGUUUGAUAAAGAUGAAAUGAAAACAAAUAAGAAGAAGAAAAAAUAAAAGCCUCUUGUUGGAAAUAAAUACAAGAAAACGUACAACUUCAACAGGGAAUACGAUAAGAUGGUAUAUAAACAACAUCAUGUUCUUUGAUGGUGUAAUGAUGACAAUACAGUUCAGUUUGGUCUGGCUGAUGAUGAUGACAAUAAUGAUGAUUACAAGAAUGAAACUGAAUUUUAUAUACUGA